Messenger RNA from Ochotona princeps (American pika), 1109 nucleotides. It is a transcript of the gene FAM3D, whose product is annotated as FAM3 metabolism regulating signaling molecule D. The transcript is spliced from 9 exons. Bases 127 to 801 code for a protein of 224 amino acids. The record is from RefSeq and is a predicted model, not a curated record. NCBI's taxonomy places the organism in Eukaryota, Metazoa, Chordata, Mammalia, Lagomorpha, Ochotonidae.
AGUAGGACAGAGGCAGGCACCUGCUCCCCAUCCUCGGGCUCGACCAUUUCCAGAUCCAGUUGCCCACUUGAUUUUCUUCUCUCCUUAGGUUUCUGCUGACCGCAAGCUGCCCCUCCCCUGCACAGGAUGAGAGUGUCAGGACUGCUCCGCAUGCUGGCCCUCACCUUUGUCCUGGUCACCACCCUGAUCUUUGUGCGCAGCUACAUCAACUUCACCAUGAGAACCAUCCGUCUGCCACGCUGGAUGGCAGGUCUGAACUCCAAGGAGACUGAGACCCCAAAGACUAAGUGUGGCCUCAGCAAGACCUGCCCAUCCAACUUCUUUGCAUUUAAGAUCAGCAGUGGGGCCGCCAACGUCGUGGGUCCCUCUAUGUGCUUUGAAAAUCAGAUCAUCAUGAGUCCGGUGAAAAACAACGUGGGCAGAGGCCUGAACAUCGCCCUGGUGAAUGGAACCACGGGACUGCUGCUGAGACACAGCUCCUUUGACAUGUACUCUGGAGACACCAAGCCACUGCUGCAGUUUCUUACAGAAAUCCCAGGCGACACGUUGGUGCUGGUGGCCUCCUAUGAUGACCCGGGGACCAAGAUGACCGAAGAAAUCAGGAAGCGCUUAUCUGACCUGGGCAGCACCUACGCAAAAGAUGUAGGCUUCCGGGACAGCUGGGUCUUCCUGGGGGCCCGAGACCUCAAAAGCAAAAGCCCCUUUGAGCAGUACCUCAAGAACAGCCCAGAAACAAACAAAUACGAAGGCUGGCCAGAGCUCCUGGAGAUGGAGGGCUGUGUACCCAGGAAGAUUUUCUAGAGCGGCUUUAGCUGUCCCUGGGUGGGGCACCUGAGAAGCUCCUGCCAGACCCAGGAGGCAGAUGCCAAGCAGGACACAGCACGGGUUGCAGAGUCGCCAGUAAUCCUUGCACACAUGGCAACUCACUUCCGGUCUUUGGAACCUGAACCCUCCCACUGCCCCUAUGAACUUGAGUGGGCCUGAGAGACACCCAGCUUCAGAAGAUCCUUCUGGAAGCCACUGUGUGUGGGAGUGCACAGGUGUGCUUCCUCUGGGGACUGAUAGCCCACACUUGAGCAGAAUUAAAUUUUAUUUUUAUUGAUGUGGAA